This is a messenger RNA of Penicillium daleae, 921 nucleotides long. RefSeq lists its product as uncharacterized. The transcript has 3 exons. The coding region runs from base 1 to 921 and encodes 306 amino acids. The record is from RefSeq and is a predicted model, not a curated record. Lineage: Eukaryota; Fungi; Ascomycota; Eurotiomycetes; Eurotiales; Aspergillaceae. Gene Ontology annotation, cellular component: Mis6-Sim4 complex; kinetochore.
AUGGUCUUCCCCACACGCGGUGCCUCCGCAUCCCCAGACCCGCACGAGCAACAACUAGACACAGACAUCCAAUCCAUCCGCGCAGAGAUCCGCACCCUCCAACGCCGCAAACGCUUCCUCGCCUCCAGCCUCCUCUCCUCCGACUCCAUCCAAAAACUCAUCCGCAAGCCCACGCCAACGCUCUCUUCCAUCACCGACGAAGUCUCCCCCCUCGUCCGCGCAGCAGGCAAACACUCCGACUCAAACCACCACCGCAUCGCCUUCGGCACAACCGCCUUCCCAUUCAAAGAUCCCUCGCCCACCGCGCCAGCCGAGAGUCUCCUCGGCGUGCGGAUCGACGUCUGCGUGCGGGGUGGGCGAUUUGCGAAGCCGUAUUAUGUACUGCUGAGGCGGGUGCGGAUGCGUGGGGAGAAGGAGCUGAGGCUGAGGGUUCAUCGGCAUACAGUUCCGGCGUUUAUUGAUAUGGCGAGGGUGGAGGGGGUUUAUCUGCCGUUUCCUGGGGCUGGGAAGGGUGGUGAUCUGGAUGGUGAUUCUGAUGUGGAGGGGGAAGAGGGGGUGAGGCGCGGAAAGGUGGGAGGAAAGGGAGGAAACAAGAUCUACGUGGAUUUGUGCGUGAAUUGCGUCAAACUGGGGUUGAGUGAGGAGGGUCAGAUUGAUCCUUCGGAGCGGUUGUCGCCUGAGGCUAGAGGGGGGAUUGUGGCGUUGGCGCCUACUGCGGUGGAGGCGCGGUAUGUGCGGUUGGAAUGGGAGGAUGGGCGGGUUGGACGGUUCAAGUUGUCGAAUGCAGGUAUCGUGGAGAGAGCCGUGGUUAUCGGUGACGAUGGACGAGAUAAGCAGAUUGAGGAUGAGAUGACUGGCGGCGGAGGGAGGGUGGAGACUCUUCUCGAGCGAUUGAAAGAGCGCGGUGCCGUCGCAGCAUAG